Molecule: messenger RNA, 2169 nt
Organism: Closterium sp. Naga37s-1
Lineage: Eukaryota; Viridiplantae; Streptophyta; Zygnematophyceae; Desmidiales; Closteriaceae
Source: the annotation of a GenBank genome assembly
AUGGCAGGGAACAGGUGCGGGGCGUGCGAGCAGGAGCUGGAGUCAGACAACCUACUGAGAAUCCAUCUGUAUCGCAAUGACACGUGCAGGGACACGCUGCUCGAGAGGCUCGAGAGUAGGGCGGUGGAGGCGUUGGCGGAGGCUUUGGCCGAGGUGAGAAAUAGCUCGCAUCAUUCGGACAGUGAGUCAGUCCCGGGCAGCCUCCACUCCGCCGAAUCGCUGUUCAGAUAUUUGAGAGAGUUUCCCGAGCACGCGGAUUUUGUGCGCGGGUACGUGUCGACGUCGGACGAUGGAUCUGUAUCCACAGUUGGCGACCUGUUCAACACCCUGAACGAGCUGUACCUGUUCUUCAAGGACGCUGAUUUGUCGGACAGAGAAAUAAAUAGAGUGUUGCACAUAUUCAACCACCCGGGAUACGAUCCUGCAGCGGUUCGGCGCUGGCAGAACAUCGCCGACGUGAGGCGGUUUGGGGAGGAACACGCGCCGGACGACAUGGUGCCGUGGCUCAAGGCAGAGAUUGAGGUGCGGGGCCCCGGAGGAAGGUCUCAGAUGCUGGAACUACUGUACAAGGACACCAAGUUGGCGGAACUGCCGGAGGAGGAUUCUAUGGUGCUGGGUGUCAUCUCGUACAGCGACAGCACUUACGCGUCGGGGAACGGACGCCUACAGGCAUGGCCAAUGUUGAUGGGUGGUCAAUGUCCCGGAGGAGUUACGGUGGCCCGCAAGUUUGGCGUGAAGGGCGAGACAAGGAGUGUCUUGGUGCGCAUCCCGGGUGGCUCCACCUUUUUCCGCAGCGGGGCGAAUUACGCGGCGUUCGAGUAUCGUGGCAUGAUGCAGGUUUUCCCUAUUGUCAUUUCCGACCUGUGUGUGGGGCGCUCUGCGGAGGAAAGGGACCAGAGGGAUAAGGAGGUUCGUGCCUUCCGCUACUAUGCGGUCUUCUACAAGUCCCUGCUGGCUGGCACCGUGAAGGGCCCCGUGCGCGGAAGCAACUGGAAAGACAUACCAAGGAGGAUUGUCGAGGAGGAGAUGCAACGCGAGAUCACUCGGGAGAUUGCAGCACUGUCAGGAGGAGGGAGAACUUACUACACCGCCCUGCGAGAGGCUGUCCGCAGCAUGAAGCCCGCGCUGACCCGCACCAGCAAGGCCAUGUGUCUCAUGACGGCAGACGAUCCACUGCGGAUGCUGUACAGGGAGACGGUGGGCAGCGAGUUUGACAACAUGGCGACACUCAUGGCCGCGGAAGGCCUUCAGACUUCACGUGUGUUGGUGCACACCGCAGUGGCCAUCCCUAGCACGAAAGGGGGGUACUUGGUUCCGAAGGCGAUGUUCGUGAAAGCAAGCCCGAAGGAGUACUGGUUCACCGACAUUGCAAUACCGGGAGAGAGGGAGGAGGAGGAGGAGGAGGAGGAGGAGGAGGAGGAGGAGGAGGAGGAGGAGGAGGAGGAGGAGGAGGAGGAGGAGGAGUGGUGGUAUGCGCGGUGUCUCUGUAUUUUCAGGGCGGUGAACUACAGCGGGGAGGAAGGUGCAUAUGUAUUCGUGAAGUAUUACGAGGAGGAGGGGGUGUGUCCCCAGACACUUUGCCCCCAACUGGUGCCGGGGCGGAAGGAUGCCACGCACGGGAUCAUUGAAGUUGCAUCGAUCGAGCGCAUUGUCCACGUGUGCAAGUCCUUUACCAAUCCUAGAGCCCACCACCCCAUCGACCUGGUUUACAACGAACUACACCCGCAGUGGAACAAGAGCGUGGCCUACUUUCUGCGCUGGCGCCGCCUCAGGUCCCUCGUGCUCACCUUCACGCACUUCAAGCAGCUCGACACCCUUGACUCGCCGUUCCGUUGGCCCUUCGCCUCCCUCACCUCUCUCAGUCUCAAGCUCCGCGGCACUGUCGACAAAUCCUACAUGUUUGACGACGUCGAGAAGGAUGAUGAGGACGAAGUGGAGCAGAACUCCUGGGACCAUUCCUUUGACUGCCCACGUCUGCAGCGGCUGAAGCUCAGCCGGGGCAAGUGGAAUCUGCAGCACGGCUGGGCUGAGGGGUACAAGGCGCUGCGCAGCUUGACUCUCAAGCACAUGGAUUGGCGCUACGUGGACCUUAAAGAACUUGGCACGGUCACACCGCGGCUGACGGAAUUCACGCUCUAUCAUAGCUGGGAUCUGGACCGCCCGUCCUGA